Suillus subalutaceus is the source of this 2156-nucleotide messenger RNA. RefSeq lists its product as uncharacterized. Lineage: Eukaryota; Fungi; Basidiomycota; Agaricomycetes; Boletales; Suillaceae. The transcript has 16 exons. The record is from RefSeq and is a predicted model, not a curated record. Gene Ontology annotation, molecular function: GTP binding. Bases 274 to 2055 code for a protein of 593 amino acids.
GUCCGGACUUUUUCUGCUCAGGGUUUGAAGUUGUUCAAAGGAACCAAGUAAGGCCCGAAUGAUAACAGGGUACCAUGAACUCUGUUUAACUAAGAAUAGCUAGCCUUGGUGCGACACGAGGGAUGGGCCUCCCUUCGGCCUCCAGAUAAAUCCACCGUCACGAAGAAGAGUCUUCCUUAACAUCCACCAUGGCUAGUUCUCUUGACGCUCCAACGCCGGUUCGCCCUCUCUAUAUAUCUGGUGUCAGCGUUGAUUUCAGCAACUCGAAAAAGAAUGUGGAGUCUGUUGAAGUACGGAAUUCGCCCACCCCAAUCAAAAGUGGGGCAGAAAAAGGUCUUACGACAGACGUUCUCUCCACCCAUGAAGCUUUCUCGUGGGGAUACAUUUUCCUUGCAUGUGCGGUCCACGAAAUGGCUUGGGAUGAAGACAAAGCAUGAAGACAUUACUUUCGAACCGGAAGACAUGUUCCGCGAGUGUAGUACAGGAGAAAGACGAGAAUAUAACAAGGUCCAUAAAAACAUCACGAUCGUCGUCGAACUUUCCGGGAAUCCAACAGCCGAAUCUGAGCAACUUGUCUCUUCUUCCGACGAAACCACGGAGCUCCGGCCUACCACCGACGAAAUAUUUCGGAAGUGUCCUCAGUUCCGAAUUCUAGUUAUAGGAAAGACUGGCGUUGGCAAGUCUUCGCUGAUCAACCACGCAUUUGGAGUGCAAAACGCGACCGCUUCACACGAUAAGCCAGGCGAGGUCAACAUCGACUACGAGUUUAUCUCACCACAGAACAACAAGUUUGUUCUUCACGAUAGCAAGGGUUUUGAACCAGGGGAAGAAGACAACCUCAAAAUAGUCCAAGAUUUCAUUAACCGUCGGGAAGUGAUGCCUGAUUUGAAAAAUCAGCUGCACGCCGUUUGGCUUUGCUUUGAAAUACCCUGUACAGGCGGGCGUUUAUUAGAGACCGGCGUGGAGCAAUUUCUCACAUCGAAGCGCGAGGGAAAGCUGGGAAAUAUUCCCAUUAUUACCGUUCUCACUAAAUACGACACCCUCCUCGUCCACGUAGAGCGAACUAUGGACAAGUCCUCUUUCGAGGGUUUGAGCGAGGAGGCCAUCAAGGAACUCAUCAAGAAUAGCGCAGAAGACAAGAUACAGGAAGUCUGCAUCGCACCCCUAGAGAAAUUUGCAAAAUCGGAUAUCCCGCAUGUUACGGUCUCCACAAAUGGAAACCAUAAAGAGACGCUGGCCCGUUUGAUCCAAACCACUGAAGAACUCGUUUGCAAGCAUGUUGGGGCCGACGCGUCGGUCAUGACGUCCGUCGCUCAGCGAGUGGAUCCUGGACUCAACAUAAAGGCAUCUAUAGAGGUUGGCAAGAGAAAAUACUGGAAGGCGCUUGCAUCAAGCGUACCAUUCAAGAAGCAUUCGAUGUGGGACUGUCUGCACGUGCUUCACACCGACAUCGUCAAUGUGUGGAACUUCCGAGACCCUAAUGAUUAUUUAUGCAGCCCAGAGUUCAGGACACUGAUGACGAACAUGGUCGAUGAGCUAGACGUUGGACCUACUGCCAAUCCCAACAAGAACCUUGCAUUUGGGCUCACUAUUGUGGGUGCCAUUGCGGGUAUCGUAUCUGCCCUGUCCGGACCUGCAGCCCCCAUCGUAGUGCCGAUAGCGGCAGGCGUUGUGGUCGCAAGUUGGGUCUACGAGGUGUAUCAGGAGGCCCGUCCGGCGCUCCAGCGCUUCAUGAAAUACAUCAUCGACUUGACUCUUGUGUUGCAGACGCUGUAUCUCCUGUCGGAAAACCAGGAACUGUCUCGUAGAGCCAUCAAGCUUGCAGUCAAGUCCUACCACGAGUCACGAAUGAGUGGAAAAGUCCAUAAUCGGAUUCAGGAGUACAACAAGCAAUUAACCUUCCGACAACGCGCAAACCGCGAUUCGUUGGAUCAAUUUGUUGAGCUACUACAAUCAUACAACAUCAGCGCAGAAGAAAUAUCAGAUCUUCGGGGAAGUUUGCCUGCUGUGGAUUUAUCGUCGGAUGAACCAUGGAUCACGGACGAGAAGUCCUAGCACUUGAUUCCUUCUUUCGUGUAUGAUUUUGUGUUUGCUGGUGUGCCUGACUGCUGAAGUACCCACGGGAUUGUGACAAGUCCUCACUCGUACUAUGUAAU